Periophthalmus magnuspinnatus is the source of this 2022-nucleotide messenger RNA. It is a transcript of the gene hm13, whose product is annotated as histocompatibility (minor) 13. Bases 90 to 1259 code for a protein of 389 amino acids. Gene Ontology annotation, biological process: membrane protein proteolysis. The record is from RefSeq and is a predicted model, not a curated record. The transcript has 12 exons. NCBI's taxonomy places the organism in Eukaryota, Metazoa, Chordata, Actinopteri, Gobiiformes, Gobiidae. Gene Ontology annotation, molecular function: aspartic endopeptidase activity, intramembrane cleaving. Gene Ontology annotation, cellular component: lumenal side of endoplasmic reticulum membrane; membrane; cytoplasmic side of endoplasmic reticulum membrane.
UGAGCCGUAAGGAAACGUGGCUUUACGGCGCCGUGCACGCUGCAAGUGCGCGUUCAUAGCAUUCUUCAGUGGAUGAAUGAAGCGGAACCAUGUCUUCUGCCGAACCCGUGCCCGAGUCAGUCCCAGAGUCUCUCCCCGAGGCCCUGAACUCCAGCGCUGGUAAUGGCAGCGAUGCACUCAACGCCACAGUCCGGUUCACAGCCACACCAGAGGGUACGGCGCUGGCCUACGGCAGCCUGCUCUUCAUGGCCCUGUUGCCCAUCUUCUUCGGUGCCCUGCGCUCCGUGCGCUGUUCCAAGUCCAAGUGGUGUGGUGAGGAGCAGAAGGAGGACCAAGGCUUCAGAAAUGGAGGGGAAAUGCCAGAGACCAUUACGAGUCGAGACGCAGCACGAUUCCCCAUCAUUGCCAGCGGUACACUCUUUGGACUCUACCUGUUCUUUAAGCUGUUCUCUCAGGAGUAUAUCAACCUGCUCCUGUCACUGUACUUCUUUGUCCUGGGAGUCCUUGCUCUGUCUCACACCAUUAGCCCGUUGAUCGCUUCGGUUUUUCCGGCUUCUUUCCCAAACAAACCAUACCAGCUUCUGUUCACCCAAGGCACAGGAGAAAACAAAGAGGAGAUCCUGAAUUAUGAAUUUGACACCAAGACUUUGGUGUGUCUACUGCUCAGUUCUGUGGUUGGGGUGUGGUACCUGCUCAAGAAGCACUGGAUAGCCAAUAACCUCUUUGGUUUGGCAUUUGCCUUGAACGGAGUCGAGCUGCUGCACCUCAACAACGUCAGUACAGGCUGCAUCCUGCUGGGGGGACUGUUUGUCUAUGACGUUUUCUGGGUGUUUGGGACAAAUGUGAUGGUGACUGUGGCUAAGUCCUUUGAAGCUCCCAUCAAAUUGGUGUUCCCUCAGGACCUGUUGGAGAAGGGACUUGGAGCCAGUAACUUUGCAAUGUUGGGUUUAGGCGACAUUGUGAUUCCAGGAAUUUUCAUUGCUCUUUUGCUGCGCUUUGACGUCAGUCUGAAGAAGAACACUCGGACGUACUUCUACACCAGUUUUGUGGCAUACAUCUUUGGAUUGGUUCUAACUAUCUUCAUCAUGCACACAUUCAAACAUGCUCAGCCUGCGCUCCUGUACCUGGUCCCAGCCUGUGUGGGGUUCCCAGUGAUUGUGGCUUUGCUCAAAGGAGAACUCACUGAAAUGUUCAGAUAUGAGGAAGAGGCAAGUGAGGAGGCUGGGACAGACUCGGAGUCGGAGAAAAAGGACCAAUAGCUUCUCUUCUUUUAUUUUUAUGUAUUUCUUAUUCAUGCAAUGUUUUUUCCACGACAUUUCACUGAAGCCCCGCCCUCUUCCUGCUGGUUGUUAUGGGAACGGGGCUCAUGUGCCUAAACAGGGAGCCAAUACAUGGCCAGAACGCUUUGUCGGCUUCAGCUCUGCUUCAUGGACAUGUUACAGGAUCUUGUCAAAAAACUUUAGGGGUAAAGAAUAUAUAUUUAUUUGUUUUGCAAAGACUCGCCAUAGUUUAGAAUAAUGUUCCAAACUGUAGGAUGGGGAAAACUAAAUAUUUAAUUUAAAUUGAAUAUUGUAUUUUUGUCUGAUUCUAAUCUUGGAACUUUAAGAAUUCUAAGACUCUAGCAGGCCUGGGAACAGUGUGUCCUGGGAAGGUUGGAUAUAGAUUGAAUGUUUCUCUUAUAUUGGUCCUACAUAUAAUUUUAAUAGGGGGGUGGGGUCAGACUUUGUGCCAUAAAAGUGGGGAGAAAAAUAGAGAAUUGAUAAAAAUGGCUUCAGUAGUAAAUGAGGGGGGCCCUUUUUGUUAUUGUUCAGUAAAACACUUUGAGUUCCUGGUUCCUGUGAUGUCUUGAUUCCAAACCACAAAAGUGUUUGUAUGAGAUCUAGGAGGAAAUCAAAGUGUUGUAUAUUAAAAAGAACUUUUCCAGAUAUUUUCAGCCUAAACUUCUGUAGAACUCAUUUGUUGCAGCAGAAAAAGGGAAACUGCUCUGUGUUUGAUGUUCAUAAUAAAAGUGAAUGAUCUCAA